AUGGAAACGUCGUCGUUUAGUCCUUCUUCUUCUCCGGCGACACUUCCGUCGUUUCUCCUCCUCUUCCUCGCCGUAUACUUCAUCGGUUAUUUCGUGAUUUUCCGAUCAUGGAAAUCAUCUCAUUUAGGCGCCAGCUGCUUAAUGUCACUCUUCCACGGAACUCCCGCCGUCGUAAUGGCAUCUCACGCGCUUCUAACAACCCCACGCGCCGCCGUAACAGAACCACACUCCUUCGCUUCUCCCAACACCGCCGUGGAAUCCGCCGUGCUCGAUUUCAGCAUGGCUUAUUUCACGGUCGAUCUCCUCCACUACCUCAUCUUCCUCCCUAACGAUUUCCUCUUCAUCAUCCACCACAUCGCCACGCUCUACGUUUUCGCCACGUGUAGAUUCGCCGUCGGUCACGGAGCUCACGCGCUUCUCCUCCUCUUGAUCCUCGCGGAGGCGACGAGCGCGUGUCAGAACGCGUGGACAAUCGCUGGGUAUAGGAAAAACGACGUCGAUUUAGCGAGGAGAGUGAGGGAGCUCUUGUCUCCUCCUUUUUACUUGUUCUACACGGUGGUUCGUGGAUUGGCCGGUCCGGUGGCUUUGUACGAUAUGGCGGCGUUUUACGGCAGUGGUGCGGCGGAAGGAGCGGUUCCACGGUGGGCUUGGUUAUCGUGGCUCGUUGUGAUUGGCUCUGCUAUUUUGGUUAGUGUUUUGUGGGUUUUUCGAAAUUGGGUUGAUUGGUUUAGAGAGAAAAACUCGUCCAAGAAAUUUAAUUGA
This is a messenger RNA of Arabis nemorensis, 762 nucleotides long. NCBI's taxonomy places the organism in Eukaryota, Viridiplantae, Streptophyta, Magnoliopsida, Brassicales, Brassicaceae. The record is from the annotation of a GenBank genome assembly.